CUUGUUGUGGAAUCCAAUUACAAUCUUGUACCAUGGAAUUUAACCUUACUCGGUUCGAAAAAUCCACAACCGAAGAAAAGCCUCCCAAAAAAGAUCUACUGUCUCUUUCUCGCAAAAGAAGAAUCGGAUCUGAAGAAGACAAUUCAACAAAGCGACAGGCACUGAAACCUUCCAACGGUGCAGUACAAGGUAGCAAAUGCAACGUGACAGAUCACAUUGCUGACAAAUUACAAGACUCACAUAUCUCGAAACAACCUAACAAGCCUUAUUGUGACAAAGCAUGUGCCCAUGGCGAAGGCAGCUCAAAACAUCACCAAAUCCACUGGGGUUUCAUGAUGAAGGACAAACCUAAAGUGAAGAAGGAAGAGAACAAAAAGGUAGACUCUGACGAAGAGUUUUGGAAGAAGGCUGCCGAGAUGGCUCCUGAAGACGAUGUCCAAUCCGAAGACGAGGACAUGAUAGAAACCUUACCUGGGACGCCAUCAUUCGACGACAUGCCAUCUCCUGUUGUAAACACUCUAUUGGAGCAACUAGAAGCACAGCCAGAAGAAGAAGAUGAUGAUACCCUUAUGAUACCAGACGACGACACCGACACCGAAAAGGAGGUUGCAAAUGAUAGAAGGAGUCCCGAGCCUUCAGAACAGGACAUCCCAGCAAAUGAUGAAGAGGAAACUGAAAAGUCAUCUGUUGUAAGGACAAAAGUACCGGGCGAAAACACAUUUUCGCACGACUGUGUCAAAACUUGGUCUCCAGCGCGCAUUCACGCUUGGGAGAUACGUCGACUUAAUCCAGAAGCAUUUUAUUAUCGUUUCGUUGAUCCGGCUCAAGGACAAAGCAACGGAAGUUUCACAAAAACUGACCAUGAUAACUUCAUGAAGCGAAUGGAGGAAUGGAAAGAAAAAGGCUACAGAAUUGGCGCAUCCUGGGGAAUUUUUAGCAUGGGGAUUCCACACCGAGCUGGGUAUCAAUGCAGUGCAUAUUAUCGCAAAUUGAUUCAAUCCAAGAAAAUUAAAGACGACGCUUACGCAAUAGUCGACGGCAAGCUUAAAAUGGUUGACAAAAAUCGAACCAAUGCUGGAGAAGCUGCUACCUCGGCACUUAGCUCAGCAUGGGACCUUGACGAGGUUAAAGAAAUUGAGAGAGAAGUAGAUCAAUGGCUGAAAGAAUAUCACAACAGAAGUGGAAGCAUUGUUGCAAAGAAGCCAGCAGCGCCAAGACCCAAGGCAGCCCCCCGUGUACACAAAUCUACCGCAACCAAAUCAGGAGAUAUAGCGCUACUAGUCAAACAAAAUAUAGGAGUCGGUAAUUUCAGAUUGCUCAGUGACGAAGAAGCAUUUAUGCUUGCCAACGAGCCAUCAGCGAUAACGUUGAAGCGGCGCAACUGGGAUUUGGAAUGGAAAGAGAGUCUGCAAGAAUACCGCAAAUUCGUUGAGGGAUUCCAAGAUCCUGAUGUCAGACGAAAAUACCACGAAUUGAAGAAGCAAUGGCGCAAGGGCUUGAUAACGACAGAGCUCAAUAUGUCGCUGAGAAGGCAGACUCAGAAUACACCAACAACGACUGUUGCACCUACCACCAGUGCUCCAGUCGCCAAAAAACCAACGCAACUAUCUUUGGCCAACUUCUUUUCUGGCGUCAAGAAAGUGAAGCCGAAGACUGAUACUCCAGACGAUUUGAUCUCUAGAUACAUUAUACCAAAUGACUUAUUCAGUGGAGUCAAACAAAUGCGAGGGCUAUAUAAUUCGAAGCGGGCAUCGGCCACCGAACCAAAAACAGCAUACUGGGAAAUGAAGGACAUGAACGAUUGUGUGUCCGUGUUGGAUGAAGUCAUGUCCCAAACUGAGGCGGCAUCAUCACAGUCACCUAUCGAAGGCAUGUUAAUAGAUCCUCCGUGGGAGUUUUAUGUAGCGGAUGGGCGAAAUGAUGGCCGCUGUACUUGGAGCCUUACAGACAUGAUGUCUUUGAUGGAAAAUGUUCUACAGCAUAUGUCAGCGGGAUUGAUUUUUAUGUGGACACACAAAUCAACACAGGCAGAUGUAGUGCGAAUGAUGUAUUCACUUGGUUGUACAUACGUGGAAAAUCUGGUGUGGUUCAAAAAGACGCUGUCCAAUGUAUUACAAGACAGACCUAGUCCGUAUUUCAGUUCUUCUAAAGAGAUUCUUCUUAUCUUCAAAAGAGGCGAAGGGUUUGAACUGAGACAUCAACGUACGGCUGAUGUUAUCAUUGACUUUGAACGGCCAACUGAGCAAUGGAUUCACGAAGAAUACACUGAACUGAAGCCUCCUGGAGUGUACGAUAUGAUUGAAACGCUACUUCCAAAAGCUGGAUUUGAUGAAGCUCUUGGACGAGGGCGAUUUUUAGAGCUGUGGGCUAAACGACAAGCGCCCCGGAGAGACGGAUGGUUAGCUUUUCACCAUAUUAAAACGGAAGUAGAUACAGAUGCGAAGCAAAUCCAUCAAGAGGAAUCGAUGGAUACCGCCAACAACGAAACUGAAGUUGCAUCCAUGGCGGAUCAAAACUGAAAAAUCUGACAAUAAAAUGGGUUUCUGCGAUGUUCGGAGAACUAAAAUCUUUUUUUAAAA
Messenger RNA from Umbelopsis ramanniana AG, 2579 nucleotides. RefSeq lists its product as uncharacterized. The transcript is spliced from 11 exons. The record is from RefSeq and is a predicted model, not a curated record. Gene Ontology annotation, cellular component: RNA N6-methyladenosine methyltransferase complex. Bases 33 to 2519 code for a protein of 828 amino acids. NCBI's taxonomy places the organism in Eukaryota, Fungi, Mucoromycota, Umbelopsidomycetes, Umbelopsidales, Umbelopsidaceae.